Messenger RNA from Drosophila yakuba, 1949 nucleotides. RefSeq names its product nucleoporin NUP159 (gene hebe). The record is from RefSeq and is a predicted model, not a curated record. Lineage: Eukaryota; Metazoa; Arthropoda; Insecta; Diptera; Drosophilidae. The transcript has 2 exons. The coding region runs from base 212 to 1609 and encodes 465 amino acids.
CUCUAUCCAAACGUUUCCGAUCCCAUCCGAUCCGAUCCAAUCCGAUCCGAUCCGAUCCCAUACGAAACAAAGCCAGCAGAUUCGAAAGUUUUAUACCGCGUGCAGCAGAAGCAGCAGCAGCAGCAAAAAAGCAAUAGCAAUAACCAUUCAGUGAACAACGGAAACGGAAAGUAAAAGCUCCGAUCGCGACCACAUUCAAAGGCAGACAGACAUGGCCGAGACAAUCAACAACAAGCCGAGCAUACAGAUCCGGAGCGGACUGCCCUCGCCUCUGCCGGACAAGACGCCCUCGCCGGCCACCAAGCUGCUGAUCAGCCACGGCAAGCCCAACUUCACCAUCGCCAAGUCGCCGAAGAUCGACGAGAACGGAAACGCAAACCCACUGUCCGCCCAGCCCAGCGCCAACAACAACUACAACGCCUACAAGAGCGCCAACAGCAGCGUGGCCAACAACCAGAAGUUCAUAGUGGGCACCAAGUUCAACGGAGUCUUCAAGCCCUCGAAUGUCCUCAAUGCAAAUGCCAAUGGCAAUGGCACCUCGGAGACGGAGAAUGAGGUGGCCAAGGUCGUCCUGCGGCGCCCUAAGCUGGCGGACUCACCCCCUCCCGCAGACGGCGAGGACGAGAACGUCCCGGAAUUCAUCAGGCGCCAGCGACGCAUCCAGGAGCGUCUGGCCAAGGAGAACGUGCUGGACUUCGAGAGCCGGCGCAGCGGCUACUUCACGCACGUAAUGAUCUCGCCGGACUCGCCCAACCGCACCUCGUUCGUGGAGACCAUGGCCAGUCCGGCCAUAGUGCCCGCCCUCGAGAUUCCCGCUCCUGUAGCCGAGAAAGUUGAGGAGGAGGAGAAGGAGAAGGUGGAGGUGGAGGCCCAGCCUCUGGUGGCCGCUGUCACCACCUCAGCCCUGAUCACUGAACCCGAACCAGAGGCCAUUGUAAGCAAUGGACACGGUGAGGAGCCAAAGAACUCUGACGUGGCGGCCGAGGAGGUGGCCAAGGCCAUUGAGGAGGUUAACCAGGCAGUGGCAGGAGAGGAUGAGACGGAGGUAGAAGCCACCCCCGAGCCCGCUCCAGAACCAACUCCAGAGCCGGUGGCAGCCGAACGAAAGGCAGAAGCCGUGGUAGAGGAGCCCACCCAAGCCCCGGCUCCCGUGGAAGCCAAGGUGGAGGUGGUAGAGCCAGCUACCCCCGUGCAAAAUGGCCAGAAGGAAGAGAAGGCUGUUCCUGCCACAAAUGGCCAGAAGGAAGAGGAGGCUGUUCCUGCCACAAAUGGCCAGAAGGAAGAGGAGGCUGUUCCUGCCACCAACGGCCAGAAGGAGGAGGAGUCCAUCACCAUUUCGCACACCAACGGACAGAGCAGCGACGGACCCAGCAUACCCACUCCGGAUCCCAGUGGCGCUCUGGGAGUGAACUACGAACCCAAGACCGUGGUCAGCUUCUCGCAGGAGCUGGGAAGCGGGGAGAACAAGUAUCCCGAUACCGUGAAGGUGGUCAGCGAGGUGCCCGCCGAAUCCAAUGGGGAGCUCAAGGAACUGACCAAACUGAAGUUCGACAUCCAGAGCGACGAGCAAAACGAGGUUCAGGUGACGCCCGUGCUGAGGACGGACUAGGAGAUUGGCGGACCUGUAUCGUGAGGAAGAGGAUCAGGAUCAGGAUGAGGAGUAGUGCAAUUUGUUUGUUAAACAAGAAACCAUCAACUAUAUUGUGUUGUAUUUUGUGUUAGCUGCUAAGUUGAUUACGAGAAAUGUUGCCAAAUUUAAUUUUAUGCUUCGCGCAUCAGUCAGUAUCGAGAAUGGAGUUGGAGUUGGAGUCGAAAUGUCCUAAUCCCCCAUAGAGCCACCCAUGGAGGCCGGGUCCCCAAAGCGUCUUUUCGGGACUUUCUAGACCAAACUACGUGUAUUGCAAUAGACACCAUUUGCUUUAUUUAAAUAAAUUAUUAAUUAAUAUUGA